AUGAGUAUCGCUAAGGAAAAGGCCUACUUGUCGGUAGACAUUAACAGUGAUCUAUCACAACAACUCGAAUUUUAUAAAAAAGCAUAUAAGAAAGACAAGUCCCUAACUAUAACAGAAAAAAAUUACAUGAUUGAUGAUGUUAGAAAAUACUAUAACAAAUUAAAAGUUUCUCAACGACUAAGCGAGCCUCGAGAAUGCGAUUAUUGUAAAAGAUUGAGAUAUGACGUUCCGAAAUGCGAACUCUGCGUCAGAGAUUACUUGAAAAAUAACUUUGGAAAAUGGACUUCGGGAAAUACAGAAAUCGAUAAGUUGAUUCAAUAUUGUCAAUUUGAAAUUUCCGUUUCAAGCUACGUUAUUGAAUGGAUAGAAUAUGAGAAAUUCAAAAACGUGCAGUAUAAGACAAAAGGUGGCUUUGGUAAAAUUUUCACGGCGACAUGGAUAGAUGGAAGAUAUGCUGCAUGGAACGCCAAAAAACGUUUAUUGACAAGAUUCGGACCUCACGACGUAAUAUUAAAGAGGUUAAACGAUUCCGCAAAUAUCAACGAUGAUUGGUACCAAGAGGCAAAGACUCAUCUAACUUUUGAUGUUAUUGGAAAUUAUCUUGUGAGAUGCUACGGAUUGACGAGAGAUCCAGAAACAUUUGAUUACAUGCUUGUUCUUUUUCCUUACGAUUGCGAUCUCAGACAAUAUUUAUUUGAAAAUAGUUCAUCACUCAGUUUGAAUCAAAAAUAUUAUAUAAUCAGAAGGUUAUGCUACAGUUUGCAUGAAAUUCACAAACGGGAUGUAGUGCAUAAAGAUCUUCACUCUGGAAAUAUUUUGUUUAGAAAAAGAUAUAACGAAUGGAAGAUAAAAAAAAAAGACGAUAGAGACCUUUUGUUUGAGAUAGCCUUAGGAGGACUUAGGCCUGAGAUCCCUGAAAACAUUCCAUUUGGAUGUGUGAAAUUAAUACAGCAGUGUUGGGACGCAAAACCUGAAAAUCGACCUGACGCAUCCAUAAUUUUUCAAGAGAUUGGAAGAUUGCAUAAUCAAAGAAGAUCAAAAAUAAAAAUUAUUAUUGCAAAGGUUAAAAAGUUUUAUGGAAAAAUAUUAUCAAAAAAAAAACAAAAGCCACGAUGUCGAAGAAAGAGAGUCGAAUGA
Messenger RNA from Acaulospora morrowiae, 1137 nucleotides. Lineage: Eukaryota; Fungi; Glomeromycota; Glomeromycetes; Diversisporales; Acaulosporaceae. The record is from the annotation of a GenBank genome assembly.